AUGUCAACCCAGUAUUGCGAGCUCAUCGCGGUCCUCGGUGCCUUCCUUGGCGAUCAUGACUUCUAUGCACGUAUUUCAAUGGACAGCGUGAAGGAUGUGAAGGCUCUUUUCAACGCAAAGACGAUACCUACUGCAGGAGAGGUUGAUGCUACCAGUGAAGCAACAACCAUUCAAGCAACACGCCGGCGUUAUGCGUUAAGACGCGUGUGUAAUGCUGUGCUUCGAUCGCGGCCGCAGGCGAAAGACGCGGACAUCGGCUCCCUAAAGUCUGAAGAAGAAGAACGCGUAGCAUGGAAGUUCCUCAAUGGCGCCCUUGAGGCGGACAAGGCUGUGAUUCGUCCCGUCAUUGAGGAUGAGCUCCUGCGCACAGCGGUAGACCUUCACUAUGCAACUGCAAGACCUGAAUUGUGUGACAUGUUCGUUCAUCUGAGUGCGAGCGAGAUGUUUUUCAUUGACGGUGACUCGCUCUUUAUGGCCGCCUUGUCACCACAAUGUGUGGAUUGGGAUCUGAUUCAGCCAAUGCAUGUCAUGUACAAUAUGCAAAAACUUCUAUCCGACAUGCAACGCCGUGGCGCACACUUUCACGUUGUCUUCUUUGACAAUGCACUUUGGAUGUGGGAAAAAUCGCCGGUGAAAUUGUUUAUGCGAGAGAAUGUCCGGCAAGCACUCUUGUCUCUCAGUGAGAACAAUACGGAGGCUGAUCUCACUGUCCGCAAUUUCCCCAGUUACCACAGCGAGGCCUUUGAGGAGUACAUGCGACAAUGGGAGCCGGAGUUUUUGCUCAUGUCGGAUGGGGAGCAGCUGGGCUCCCUCACCCCGCUCCAGACAUUCUUCGUAAACAGAGAUACUGCAAACAAUGAGAGCAGCGGAAGCAAAGAGGAGAACCCGUAUCGUCUGAAGCAAGCAUACCGUAGUCUCGUGGGGGAUGAGGCGCUUGGCGAAAAGGCAGCACUGUACUACCGAUGCAUGCUGCUCUGGGCAGCUGCGCGGAGACUGAAGGUGGCCUAUUCCUCACGCAUAAUCUACAAGGAAAACGCGAUGAUUGUCUUUACAGUCCGCGUCGAUGGUCUGGGCUUCGAGCGUGCGGUGUCAAUUGAGAGUGAGGUGCAGACACUUGUGCAAUCGUUGGAGCAGGAGGUGCAGCUGCCCACCAUCACCUCCGCAUCACUGGAUCUUUUGGGUGAGAAGAUAUCGUACCGCGAGAAGCUUGUGUCCGCUGCAGUGCACGCCUACCUUAACGCCGUGGAGCGGACUGAGCAGGAGAAGCAGUUGUGUCAAGCUCUUGCCUUCACUGCGUACGUGACUGGGCUGUUGAGCAGUGAAAUGCGUGCGCAGAGGGUGCAGCCUAACAGUGUGGUGGCGACCUUCCUUUCGGAUAUCGCACCAUACCUGCUCGUUGUGCUGCGUCAUGCCGGAUGUGCUAAUGGCCGCGGGCAGGAGUUUGAUAUCAUCGACGGUCACCUCUUCUGUGCCAUUGCACGGCAGCUGCGCACGACAGCAAUACGUGAUCUGGUCGACGAGGACGGUAUGGAGGACAUCGCGUGCACUUGGGAGGUUAUUGCAGAUGACGACACCGUCUGCAUCACCGACGCACCGCUUGCGGACCUCCCUGUGAUCGCUGUUCCUGCAAAAGUUGAGCUACAGCCGUACCCGUUGCUCACGCACGAGUUAGUAGAGCGACUCGCCAAGUCCUUUGGUGUGACGUCACACCGCGCGGAGCAGCCGUAUCCAAGCGGCUUCGGCGCCGCCAACGAACUUGCUGGCUGGGAUAUCACGACCCCAUUCGACAAACUUAAUGACGUGGUUGAUGCGGAGGGAGAUGCUCUAGCAAAAAGUGUUAUGACAGAGAAGGAAGCCAAGAAUAUGCAGGAAUAUAACACGAAAUUUGUGCGCAACGCGUUUCAGCAGGCACAGUCGAUGGGAAUCAGUGGUUUUGCAGCGCAUGAACUGGCCAUGGUCUGCUCCGACAACGACUCGGACGACGAGGGCAAAAGCGCGGCAGCAAAAAAGAAGGUGAACAAGGAGCAUGCAGGGCAACGCAACAAGAAAACCCUUAGUAGAGAAGAUAAGAUCCGAGAGCGUGGUAACGUGAGCGCCGCCACCAACGCCGUGACACAGUGGUGCAAACACUUGGAUCAACUGCUGCGUACUCUUGACGUCUCACACGGUCGAGCUACCAACAAGGACCGUGAUGAGGCCAUCGCCACACUUUCAACCGCCCUUAAACGGCUUGCUCAGGCGAAACUUGGAAAGAGCUUUGAUCUUGGCUACACACUCGAUGAGAACACCGGCAACACCAACAAUGACACCAAUGCUACUCCCCUAAAACUCACCAUGUGGCGCCUACUUGUUUCCUCUAGCGGGCUGCGCGAGGUGGAGUUUGCGCUAGCUCUCGAGGAUCCUGCUAUGAAGGACCGCAAAGGCAACACCAAGAAGAAAGAUGCGAAGUCAGAUGCCAACAUUCUGCACGGCUUUACCGUCAUUGACCGUCUAGUUCCAGAGGGACUUGACAAGCAAGCGGAGUGGGGACAACUUGAGCCGCUGCGCAAGGCUAAGCCAGACCUCUCGAGCGCAGAGGUGACGUCCUACCUGCGUUGGGUGUAUCUUUCCUACGUGGAGCUACACAUCCAGAUGAAGCUCAAGUGCCGUGUGGUGAAGCUGCACCUUGACAACUGGCGUGCGGAGCGAGAGCGCGCCCGCCUUGCGCAGGAGUCACCGAACAUUUCCCUCAGUGUGCCGCUUUUCCUCUAUUGUCAUCACGCUGUGCUGUCUGUGAUACGCGAUGAGGGUAUGAUGAUAUCCCCCGAGGACCUCGAUACGGUACGCUCCGCCCUUAGGCACUUUGAUUUCAUGGAGGAUUAUUACAACAAGCUUGACCGGGCCAUCACACGCUGGCAGAACAAGGCGCCAGGGACAAUUCCUUCCAGCCUGAUUCCUCGUACCCGUCAACUACACGAGACACCUGAAAUGCUGCAGCUACUGCACAUGGGGCAUCUUCUUGAACGUCCUUUUAUGAGGAAGCGUGACUACCGCGUCGCGUUUAACCCGGACAGUUGGCAACGGGAACUACUUGAUAUAGUGGACAACCGUGGCAGCGCCGUGGUGUGCGCGCCCACUUCGGCUGGCAAGACGUUCAUUUCAUACUACUGUAUGUACAACGCCCUGCGGCGGUCGAACAAGCGCGUUGUGGUCUAUCUUGCUCCAGCACGUGCGCUGAUCAACCAAGCUGUUGCGGAUGUUUGCGCCCGCUAUGGAUCAAAGAAGUACAAGAAUCCAGGCAGAUACAUUUAUGGUGUAUUGGGCGGUGCCGACUACCACCAGUUUCACGACUCCUGCCAGGUGCUUCUCACUGUUCCCGAGACGUUUGAAACCAUGCUUCUCUCACCCAAGUGCGCGGAAUGGGUGGAGCUGAUUGACUAUGUUAUUCUGGAUGAAAUUCACUCUAUGGAGAGUAAUGGCAAUGGUGACGUGUGGGAGCGCAUUCUAGCUCUCCUUCCGUGUCCAUUUGUGGCACUUUCUGCCACAUUGGGAGAGACUCAACAGUUGUGUGGGUGGCUAAACCGUGUACAGGGUCGUCUGAAGGAACAGACGGAAGAUCCAUCGGGUAAGACGCGGGACUAUGAGGUACAUGUUUUGCCGUCAGAAGGGAAAUCAAUUCAGCGCUGGAAUGACAUCAAGAAAUACAUUUAUCUCCCACCACCCGGGGUGCAGCAGUCGUUAAAGAAGCUUACUGCAACUUACGAGCAUUGCUACAUACGUGACCUGCACCCGCUUUCCAUCCUCACAACAGACCAGCUGCUUCGUGGAUUCCCACCUGAUAUAUCUCUUGUGCCGAGUGAAGUUGUAUCCCUCUUUGAAAAGAUGCAAUCGACAUUCAACGAAGUGGUGUGGCCCAAAUGGUCUUUGGUGCCGCUGGUGCAAAAACUGCGAGCACAGUUGGGAAUGCUUGAACCUUCAAAGUACUUUGAGACAGAGACCUACAUCACACAGGAGCGGGCGCGAAUGUAUGAGGCGGAUGUGAAGAAUGCCUUUGCAUACUGGGUCGUUUUGAGCUAUGAAAGCAACGAACAUCUGGAUGACCUUUCUGAUGCGGAGUUAGCGGACUUUAACGCAGUUAUGAAGAAGGCUACGGACGGCAUUCUGAGUGCUUUUGCACAGCAGUUGAACGAAGAUGAGGCGACACUUGAGCAGUAUGCAGCGGAGAAAAUAAAUAAAAAGAGGCUGGCACUUCAGGGACAAGAAGAGGAACAGAAGGAGCGGCAAGAAGAGCAAACUCGAAAUACGGGAGUAGAGCAAGAAGACGAGUUGGGUGAAUCGCAAGAGGCGGUACCCUUACCAGGAUCGCGACAAUACAUCCGUGAGCAGAUCUUGAACGUUUUGCGGGAACUCAUCUCACGCGACAUGGGACCAACGAUUGUAUUUAGUUUCGAAUCAGAAGAUUGUGGGGACCUUGUUAAGUAUGUGGUGGAGCAGCUUGAAAAGGCUGAGGCGCGCUACCGUACAACUGAGGAAUUUGCUGCGUACAAGGCUGAAAAGGAGCGUGCUGCGGCGGCACAUGCGGCACGGCAAAAACAGCGAGAGUCGACACUCAAACAAAAGCGAUUGACGACCAGUGAUGAGGGUGAUGUGGAGGUGGCUGAACGCGACUUGAGUGAUGGAGGUGAGGGAGAUGAUGAGGUGUUUGCCGUCCCCGACAUUCUGCCGGAGUUUACUUUCAUUGGUGACAAGUGCACUGUGGAGCCUAACGUUGUUGCAUCACUUUUGGAUGACUGUGAUAAGGAAGGCGAGGACUUGCUGCUGCGUGCCCUCAGGCGUGGUAUUGGCAUGCAUCACGCCGGCGUAAAAGGCAAACUCCGUGGGCAUGUGGAGCGGCUUUUCCGCGGACGGCAUUGUGGUGUAAUUUUCUCCACUGAAACACUGGCGCUCGGCAUUCACAGCCCCUGCCGCUCUGUUGUACUAGCAGGUGACCAUAUUCUUCUUAACCCUACACAAUUCCGUCAGAUGAUGGGACGUGCGGGUCGUCGUGGACUCGACUAUUUGGGGCACUUGGUUUUCGUCGGUAUCACAAUGCGGCGUAUCAAGCGUUUAAUGACGAGCAGUAUGACAGUAAUCAAGGGAAAUGUGCAAAUGGAUCCCAUUUCGCAACUGCGCCUGUUUCAGCUUUACGACUUUAACUCGCUUCGCCGCCUGAAGAAUGAAGUGGGUUGGAAGAAGUAUGUGGCCAAACUGGCUGAGCGUCUGUAUGUCAAUCCAUUAUUCUUCCAAGGACGCGCAUCGGUUACAGGAGGCAAUAUGGAAGGAUUUACUGUGGAGUUCCUGCAGAUGUUGAUUGGUUUCUUCCAGCAAGAGGGACUACACUUUAACGAGCAUACUUCGUCGCUCGGUUCAUUGCUGGUGGAAGCCAUGUACAUUUUCCGUGAGGCUCAUGUGGGCAAUGAAGGUUUUGCAUUCAUUCGGAUGCUUACAUCUGGUGUAUUUGAAAAGGCCCAGUACUCAUCUGCGCACGAGAAGAAUCUAAACAGUGGUAUUAUGGACGAGGCUGUUGCGGAGUUGCUCGCAUAUCUCUUCUCCACCCACCAAACGUGUGGUGUGCCACUGGAAAUACACCGCUCUGCCCUCCUUGACCCUGCGGUGAGUACGUUGUGGGAAGGCAAGACAACUUCCACACAACAUCGUGUUGUUCUAGCUCCCAUUGAUGUCUGUUCGCCAUUUGCGCCGGCUCUUGACAACGGCGACUUUUUCGCACUGCUUUCCGCUUUUUACAACUACUUGGCCUCUAAUUUGGAGCCUCAGGCGGCUGACGCCUUUCGGCUUCCUUGCAUGAAUGGCGGCAACAAAAAACAACGCAUUUUUGGUGACGGUUCCGCUGAGCUCCCUCUAAUGGACAGGCUUAAUGAAACGUCUGUGCCAUUUAAGGCCCGUUCACCGUUUGUGGCAGUUAGUGGGUGCGGGGAUUUCUUCACUUCUGUCGACGACAUUGCGUUUACUCUUCGCGAUGGCCUUUACUGCGAUCGGCGCAUGCUUCCCAUACUCGAUAUUGUCGAUGGGUGGCGGCAUGAUGGGGCUCAGAUUCUCAUCAAUGCUUGCCUUACGGAUUUUCUUCGUGCCAAGGCCCAGAUUGACACAACACGAAAGAACUACCGCUUCACUCUUCUGGAAGAGCUUAACGGACUCUCCCAAUCCCGCUCUUACGCAGUGCUAAACAGGGUGGAAAAAAUCUUGUCGAAUCUUGGGGGAUUCGUGCGAAGGUCAAAGCUGCCGCGUGCUGGCGUGCUGACGGCUAUUAUGCCAGAAGCCUCCGAAGAGGAAACUUGCUUUAUGGCAGGGGCCCCGCGUCUGCUGGAGGUGGCGGAACGCCUCAAUUCUCUACAACCGCAAAUUCAAAAGCGUUUUGCCGAGGAAUUGUUCGCGGCAAAGAGGGCCAGAUGGAUAAGCGAAGCUGCAGCCCGACGAAGCGAGCAACAGCAGCAACAUCAACACUAG
Trypanosoma grayi is the source of this 6483-nucleotide messenger RNA. RefSeq names its product ATP-dependent DEAD/H RNA helicase. Gene Ontology annotation, molecular function: ATP binding; nucleic acid binding. Lineage: Eukaryota; Euglenozoa; Kinetoplastea; Trypanosomatida; Trypanosomatidae. The transcript has a single exon. The record is from RefSeq and is a predicted model, not a curated record. The coding region runs from base 1 to 6483 and encodes 2160 amino acids. Gene Ontology annotation, cellular component: cytoplasm.